AUGGCUGCACCUUCCAGUCGAACUCAAGAAUUUUUGCUAUCAGGCAAUGCACAACAGUUAUUAUUAGCAAAUUUUUUUAAACAAUAUAUUGGCGCUUUAAUACGAUAUGACGACAAUAGAAAACGAAUUCAACACAUCUUAAAACCACUUCCUUUUCAUAUAAUUGUCAAUGGUUUAGCUGGUUCCGGAAAACCCUAUGUCAUUUCUAUUAUCGAACAAAUGUUAACCGAACUUUGUAUUAGUGAAUCAGCUGUUCGAAGUCCUCCACUAUCUUGA
Rotaria socialis is the source of this 276-nucleotide messenger RNA. NCBI's taxonomy places the organism in Eukaryota, Metazoa, Rotifera, Eurotatoria, Philodinida, Philodinidae. The record is from the annotation of a GenBank genome assembly.